AUGACUUAUGUUGUAUGUUUGUUUGUGUUUUCUUGCAGGAGGAGGAGAGUAGCCGCUUGGUGCGGACCUACCCCAAGAUGACUGAGGGCCAAGUGGAUGUGGGCACACAGACGGAGCCUGUGGUGGUGCUUUCUCUGGCUCAGGCUGCCGUUCUUGGUCUCAUCUCCCAGAAUGAAAUAUUUGGGGCCACCAUCGCCCCUAAUGGCUUUUACACAGGGGAGCCCAGAGAGUGUCCCCCACCUCCACCUGAGUCAGUGGAGUACGAGUAUGCUGACCAGCUGAUAGGAGCCAAUGGGGACUACCUGGCCGAGCCCGCUGGGGAGCCGGAGCCCCAGCCCCACUGCAGUGAGAGAAGACGGCCCGGGCCCCGUGGGAGGACCAAGAGGCCCAGAAGUGAGGGAGAAUUAGAGGGCCACUCACACAAAGUACCCGGUCCACAGCCCCAGGUUAAAGGUGAAAGACUCGAGUCUGAUACCCCUCCUUCCUGCAUUCACAUGAACAGCAGACGUAGCCCCGGCAAGUCAGAGGAUCCAGUCGCCCAGCAAGGUUCUCUAAAAGAGGAGCAGGCCUGUGGAAACUGUCCGUCAUGUGUUAGAGAUACGUCCAGGCCACAAGCAGACGGACAGCCAGAACAGGAACAAGAAGAAAGCUCCGGGAGAGAGAGAGAGAGGAAGGAAGAAGAGUUAGUGGUAGAGGAAGAAGAAGAGGAGGAGGCGCUAAACCUCAAGACCAGCACAGACACUGGCAGCCCUCUGGAGAACCGAUAUUAUGAUUCCAAUGAAGUGCCGUAUGAGUCUGCUGACAUGGCGCUGCCAGGAGAGUAUGAGGAGAAUGGCCAAGCCAUGCUGUGGUCAGACCCAGAGGGCCUCGCCAGACGAAUGCAGAUUGACCGACUGGACAUCAACGUGCAGAUCGAUGAGUCUUACUGCGUAGAUGUGGGAGAGGGUCUGAAACGCUGGAAGUGCCGCAUGUGUGAGAAGUCAUAUACAUCCAAAUAUAACCUUGUCACUCACAUCCUGGGCCAUAAUGGAAUUAAGCCCCAUGAAUGUCUACACUGUGGGAAGCUUUUCAAGCAGCCGAGUCACCUCCAGACUCACCUGCUCACCCACCAGGGAACCCGACCUCACAAGUGUACCGUUUGUGAGAAGGCCUUCACGCAAACCAGCCAUCUGAAAAGGCACAUGCUGCAGCAUUCAGACGUCAAGCCGUACAGCUGCCGCUUCUGUGGCCGUGGCUUCGCCUACCCCAGCGAGCUGAGGACCCACGAGAACAAGCACGAGAACGGCCAGUGCCACGUCUGCACCCAGUGUGGUCUCGAGUUCCCGACCUACGCACACCUGAAGCGCCACCUUGCCAGCCAUCAGGGCCCCACAACGUACCAGUGCACCGAGUGCCACAAGUCCUUCGCUUAUCGCAGCCAGUUGCAGAACCACUUGAUGAAGCACCAGAACGUGAGGCCUUAUGUCUGCCCCGAGUGCGGCAUGGAGUUUGUCCAGAUCCACCACCUCCGACAGCACGCUCUCACACACAAGGUACUGGCAGCGCACGCCCUCGCACUUAAGGGUAUGAAAGAAUUCAAGUGUGAUGUCUGUGCCAGAGAGUUCACCCUGUCUGCCAACCUGAAGAGACACAUGUUGAUCCAUGCCAGUGUGAGGCCCUUCCAGUGCCACGUCUGCUUCAAGACCUUUGUCCAGAAGCAGACCCUGAAAACGCACAUGAUUGUCCACCUGCCGGUCAAGCCUUUCAAAUGCAAGGUGUGCGGAAAAUCGUUCAACAGAAUGUACAACCUCCUCGGACACAUGCAUCUCCACGCUGGCAGCAAGCCCUUCAAGUGCCCUUACUGCACCAGCAAGUUCAACCUGAAGGGCAACCUCAGCCGACACAUGAAGGUCAAACACGGCAUCAUGGACGCCUCGAUAGACGGACAAGAGCCCCCCCAAGAGACAGAAGGCCAGGAGGACUACGAAGAGGAGAGCUUUGAAUUCAGUGAGCGAGAAAACCGAGCUAACAACAACAACACGCCAGACAUUGCUAAACUAUCUCAAAUGGAGUAUUACAGCACCUAUGGGAAGGGCGCAGGGCGCUUCAGCACUGCAUGAAUUAUUAAAAUGACCCCAAAUUGAAUAUAAGUGUGAACUAAUAAAAACAGGAUUGUUUUUUUUUUUAUUAUUAUUAUUAUUAUUUUUAGUUUUUUUUUUGCUGUCAAAGGCAUAGUGCUUGGGUUCUUCAAGGACGUAGAGAAAGCCCAGCAAACUGCACAUCAAUAUGCACUGGAAUCAGUCGAAAUGCUACAAAAUUUGAAAAUGUAUACUUUUUUAUCUAAUUCCAUAUUUUUCAUCUCUAAAGCAUUGCAAAUUUACAGAUUAAAUAUAUUUGAAAAAAAAAAUGAACAGUCUAAAAUAGGAUCAUUUAAGUUAAAAUAAAAUACUAUAUAAAUUUGUAUAUGUUGUCAGUAGCUUUACAACAAGUACAUCAUCUGAGCCCAAUUUGAUAAGCACACGUUUAGCGCAUACAUGACGGUUAUAUACUGCACUUGCUCAUUCAGACAAUCCCGGUGUCUCACAGUGUGCUGGGGUAAACCAAUGUGAACGGUUGAAGAAGGGAACAAGUGUUGCUGUUCAUUUCACUUGCCAAAGCUAAUCACAUUGCAGAGGUCAACGAUUCACUUUCAUUUAUACUGUGAUAAAUUAAAGUCAAGGUCUGCAAAAUGACUGGAUUUGCAAUCUGUGUUUUGUUGUAUAUUAUUGUACAGAAUGUAUCAGUCCACCUAUGCGUUGGCUGGUACUGUAAUCAGUGCGUUGCACUGAGGACCACAGUGUCUACUUUUUACAUUUCUGCAUUAACAAGCGUCACCCUGUAUUGAUCUCUAGUCUAUGAAUGUAACUGUUUCUGUGGAAUGUUUUAAGACGCUAAUGAAAAGAAAUGAAAACACCCUCUUUAAUGGUAGGACCCCUUUACCAAAGAAUUGGAUCAGAUCUUGCAUCUACGGGCUUCGUCAGUCUCUUUUUCCUUGCUGUUGUGUUGAGCUGGGACAUUGGAUUUCUUAGGGUCCAAUCGCAGACCUCGUGAAAUUACAUUCAGGUUCCCCUCCCACCCAUCUGUAGAUCUCUUCAAAAGAUUACCACAGAGAACAGACUGUGGUGCAGCAUCUCUUUCAACAAAACCUCACCAUUUUCCCCCCCAUCCAAGCCUUCACAAGACGAGACUGCAGCAUUUUUCAAAAGCAAUACAAACCCUGCAUUCGUAUUGCAGUUGUUUUUUCUUUUUUUUUCUCUUUUUUUUUUUAUGGAUGAAUCUCAACAAGAAUUGUCCCAAAAAACUCGGACAGAAAUAUUAAGUGCCCCAGUGUGUCUGGGAGAGCAUGCCAUCCAUCAUGCUGUACACUGGUCUCAAGUGAUGAACGACAACCUCCCAACAUGUGACAGGGCCAUGGACCUUGUGGAAAAUGAUUUGGAAAUGCUCAAUAUAUUCAGUUUCCCAGUGCUUAGCUUUUCAAACUUGUAACCUGCAAACAAGGUAUCCAUUUGCAAUGUUGAUAUAGCGCAUUUAAAAUAAAAAAAUGCUCAUUUUUGUGAGUUUUUCAGCUUCUGUGUUCACUCUGUCACUAUUUUAGUGAUGAUACAAAAAGGGGAAGAUGUUCGGCUUCAAUGGCUUUCUGUAUUAGACAUUAGUGUGGAGAUAAUGUGGAUAGAAUUGUAUGUACAAUGUUGUGUACCAGACAAUACUGUAAGAUAAUAAAUUUAUUUACCUUUAA
Molecule: messenger RNA, 3754 nt
Organism: Stegastes partitus (bicolor damselfish)
Lineage: Eukaryota; Metazoa; Chordata; Actinopteri; Pomacentridae
Gene: znf710a
Product: zinc finger protein 710a
Exons: 4
Coding region: 15-2099 (694 amino acids)
Biological process (GO): regulation of gene expression
Cellular component (GO): nucleus
Source: RefSeq, a predicted model, not a curated record